AUUGGAACUGUUGUCAUCGGAGGAAAAUGGCAGAAGGGGGAGUGAAGACUGUCCUGUGCCGGUACUUCAUGAAUGGCGUGUGUCGGGAGGGCGAUCGCUGCCACUUCUCCCACAACAGAGACUCCUCCCGCCCCUCCAUGAUAUGCCGAUACUACCUGAGGGGGAACUGCUACUAUGGGAGGAGCUGCAGGUAUGAUCACACGUGGCCAGGACAACAGCAGAGCGGGUCCGAGGUGAGCCAGGCGGAGAGCCCCCCCAGCACCCAGCAGCAGCAGCACCCACAGAGGGAGGCCGCCCAGCGCAGCGGUGACACACGACAUAAGGACGGCGGCCUCACACUGCUGCCGCCACACACACACUCUAGUCAGCCAAGCCUUCUCUCACAAAGUAAACAAGGCAAGGACUUAAUCAGCACAUCCCAAAGCAGCCCUGCCACUACCAGCCACAGCAGCAACAGCAGUAGUCUCAGGAAGAAGAGCAGCAACAGCAGCAGCUUCAGCCACAGCAUCAGCAGUGCACUCAGCCCCCCCAGCAGCAGCAGCAAUCAAGACAGCAGCCGUGUGCCCUCCUGGGUGGACGCGCCGGAAUUCAUACCUAAACUUGCCAAAGAUGAUGUUACAAAUGCCAUCGAGGGUGUCCACAACCUGUCCUUGGCCCCGGCAGACUAUGAAGUGUCCUACGCACAGGUGGCCGGGGCGGGCAACAAGGACACAGUCACCCCAUCCAGCGGCACCUCUGACGGGGAGCUGUGCCCCACCUACCUGAUGUCUGGCAAGUGCCAGCUGGGGGAGCAGUGUUCCUACAUCCACGGCCUCAUGUGUGAGGUGUGCCAGCUGGCCUGCCUGCACCCCUUCGACAAGGAGCAGCGCAGGAUACACAAGGAGGAGUGCACCAAGCUGAUGGAGGCGGAGAUGGAGCACUCCUUCGCCGUGGCUCGCUCCCGGGACAAGGUGUGCGGCAUCUGCAUGGACACGGUGAUGGAGCGGCCCCUCGCCUCGCAGCGCCGGUUCGGGAUCCUGCCCAACUGUGCCCACUGCUUCUGCCUCAACUGUAUACGCAAGUGGCGCCAGUCCAAGCAGUUUGAGAACAAGAUCAUCAGGUCCUGUCCCGAGUGCCGGACACAGAGCGACUUUGUGAUCCCCUCGCGCUACUGGGUGGACGACAAGGACAAGGAGGAGAAGGACAAGCUACUCCUCAGCUACCAAGAGGCCUUGAGCGACAAGCCGUGUAAGUACUUCAAGCAGGGUGAGGGCCAGUGUCCGUUCGGCAACAAGUGUUUCUACCUUCACGCGCUCCCGGACGGCACCAAGAAGGACGUGGGGCCGCCCAGACGUCGCCGACGCUUCAAUGCAGACGGCGAGCUGCAGCUGUACCUCGACAACAUGGUGCUGUGGGACUUCAUUGAGGAGCGAGAGCAUCGUCUGGAGCUGCUGCGGGGCUCCAUCCAGACCCUGUUGCUGGAGCUGGAGCUUGAGGACCUGGCGGAUGAGUUCUACUUCGCCGACGACUCCGUCUCGGAGGCGUCUGACCUGUAGUAGUCCUCUGUCAUGCUUCCCUGCCUCACCCUGCCUCACCCUGACCUGACCUUCCUUGCCUUGCCCUGCUCCACCCUCUCAGCCUGCCAGAGAGUGGAGAGAUGAGAGUCACAGUGGAGUGGAAUAAGUGGACCUUGUGGAGUUGUCAUGUUCUUGAUCUCCAGCUUAUUUUAUUAUGGGUGAAAUGGCCCUGUUUUUAUGAUUUCCGUUGGUGUGUUGCAGGGCCAGGAUGUGGGCGGCAAGGAGGCAGGGAAGGAGCUUAGCGUGGAGGCAGCGGUCGUCCUGAUCUCCUAUGUUUUUAAUAGUCUCCCGUGGAGCUUUAGUUUCAUACGUACAUUUUCUUCUUCAUCCAUUCAGCUGACUCUUCAUCAAACUUAAAAUAACGUAAUUGUUUUUUCACACCCAGACUUAUUUUCUUUUCCAUGGAGCCAGCUACUUACGGUACUUCCUUUCCUCUGUUGUGUGGUAUUUAUACAUCAAUUUAUUUUUUAUUUAUUUAUUUUUUUGGCCGUUGAAGUCACGGCAACAUAUGUAGGGUCAAAUCCACUCCAGCAGGGAAGAGCAGGAGUAGCAGGAGUAUGUGUGUUGUAGGAGCCCCGGGCAGGGUGAGGGAAGCAGGCCCCUCCCCUGACCCAUCCACUCCCCGGCCUGCUGCUCCACGCCCCCCUAGACCCCCCGUGUGGGCUGUGUGUGGGGUGAUGUAGUCUGCCCCCCACCCCCCCGCCAGCAUGCACAUAACACUACUUGACAACACCACAACACCUCACAGUACACACCACAUGACUUACAAACACUACAACACACCACCACACUACUUACCAACACUAUUGCACAUCACACUGCAACACAAUAAACGUGACUACCACACCAUACCACUCCUCUCCACAGCACACCAUACGACACCAAAGUCAACCAAACCAUACCCAGGAACACACCAAGUUAAACCACACCACAUAACACCAUAUCUUGCCACACCAAAUUAAACCACCCUACAUGACACCAUACCACCAUACCACACCUCCAAGUUAGACCACGCCGCACCAUCCCACACUUAACUAAACCACACCUCCACAUCACACCACACACAUACAAUAUACGACAUCACACCAGACCACACCACACAACCACCCAAACCUUAUACCAAACUACAUGAAACUACACCACAUCACACACACACACACACACACACACACACACACACACGACACACUCCUUAAGGAAGCCCCCAAGUAGUGUUGUAGCCGUAGUCAUUAAUCUUGAUGGAAAUAAAAAAAAGUACUAGUUGCAUCUUCACUGGUUAGGACGUAAGUCUUCUGAAAAGAGAAAACACACAAAAAAAGGCUCUUUCAGAUAAGUGUACGCCUAUGAAAUAAGGUCUUAGUAGGAUAUUGACACACACACACACACACAUGUACACACACACACAUACAUACACACAUCUAUAUGGUAGCACAUUAGUAAUACAGGACUGAACGUUGUCUCAGUUGUAUACCAAAGCACACUCAUCGCCACACUGACACACCGACACACUGCACCGCUUAACACAAACACUAGUGAGUAAGAGUGAGUCAACGCAACAGUGGUAACCAAAUCUCAUCGUUGCGAGUGACGGUGCGUUCACUCUGCAUUCAUUCACUCGCUCACCCCGUCCUCGGCCCGUCUAGAGGGUCCGAGGGCUGGUCUUCGUGUAUUAGCCCUAAACUUAACAUGGAACACUUCACAUUAUAUAUUCAGAGGCUGCACAGGUUACCAGAGUCGCCCGUUCUGAUGCGUCAUUCUCUGUUUCGGCUUGAGGUUAUGCCGAGACAAAACGGACUUGGGAAAUACGUGUGGCAUCAUCUUCCUGUCAGUUCCUCUUAUUGUGGGAUGUGAAAAAGAUAAUGUGGGGGAGGAAACACACUGAUAGGCCUGUCAAAGUGAUAUUAUACGAGCUCAUAAAUUGUACAAACCAUGACUCGGAUGUGAAGGGAAGGCUCCUCCUCGUGAGUCUUGGUCUGGUAGUCUGGGCAGCCUCGGUAGAUUUGUAUUCUGCAGAGUGAGUUGCAAAGCUUGAGAACCAAGGCUUUAUUGCGGGUCUCUUAUUAACUUUACGGCAUUGGGUCUCAUAGCAACUUUUGUGAUUUUUGGAGUAGUACGAGUAUGCCCAAAAUUUUGACACAAGUGAUUCUGACCGACCACACAUUUUUGACACUAGGUCCACACGAGUCUUGGAGUAAAUGGACGGUACGAGACAUUGAUUUCACCCGAGGGGCCGACGUUCCUUCAGGGUGCCAAGAGAUCUAACCUUAGUGUAGCUGUCAUGAUCAAGAGUUUCGUAGACAGGUGUGCUCUCAGCGUAUUCACCGCAGCAUCUUCACAGCAGGAUAUGCAUUGUCUUGUCCACUAGCAAAUAUGUAGUGUUGAGGUGUCCCCCCACCAGUCCUCCACUCGCCACCACCACCACCACCACCACCACCACCUCGUUGUCUGAGGAAGGCAGGAAGGAAGGAAGAAGGAAGGAAUCAGCCACCAGAGCCUCUUGGUACAUGUGGUUAGUUGUGUCUACUAUUUAUUCUUUGCCGUGACAGAGAAUCUUGUGUGCUCAAAAAUACAAAGACUUUUUAAAACUUUACAGCUUAUCCCAUACAAGUUCAAAUGUACUUAGUUGUUGCCGAUUGUCGUGUCGCCUUAAAUUCUCCGAGUGAUUCAAUUGACAAUUUAGAUUCCAGCUGUGACAAUUUUAAUUUUUUAUCGAUGGAAAGAGUCGUAGGACUGACGCUUAUGUAGACUUUGUCUUAUGGUAUACAUUUAUAAAUAUAUAUAAAUAUACUAUACAUUUAGGGAAACUUUUGUGAUAUUCAGAAAUUAACCGCCUUGAAGCAAGCUUUUGUUGUAGUGUUGUAUCCUGAAUAGGGUGAUGCCUGCUCUUGUUUUACUGUGUGGUGGCCUGGUGUCUUUUGUGUGAUAAAGACACAAGCGACAGAUGGAAAUUUACUGUGUUUGUGGCCCUGGGAGGCGGCCGUCUGCCCGGAGCCCGCCGCUGGUUCUCAUGACGGGAACACGACGUCAUUGGCUGUCUGUCUUGCCUGGAUUCAUAGGUUCUUUGCCUUCGUGGGUGGGGGGGAUUGGGCUUGAAUCGUGCGUAGUUUACAAAUUGAUCCUAAAACUAAAUCUCGAGAUGAAGCUGAAAAUUUUUUGCAGACCGGAGAGCCUCGUAAAGUCAAGGUGUGAUGUGAAGUGAGUGCAUGACUUCCCUGUAAGCUUGGUCUCGCGUCGCUUGCCUGGUUGUCCCCUGAAUCUGUUUGCCUUCAGUUCGCUGCUUGAGGUUGUACUUUGUAGUGUGGAGGAGAGAGGGCAGCUUGAACUGGCAAAUGAAAAUGUAAAAAAAAAACAAAAAAAAAAGAUUAAAAAAUGUGUUCACCUCUGAGAAAGUACGCUAGGAUUAUUAUGUACGUGUGUAGAUGUUCUUGCUCACCUGCAUGAAAAUUACGAGUUGAGUUGGGCUUUCUUUGUUACGAUAAAAAAAAAAUCUAAGUCUUAUAAACCAUAAAUACUCUAGUUUUGUAGAAGGUGACCGAGAAAACACUGUCGUGCUCUAGGCUGCUUGUUUGUGACUGGUGUUCAUGGUUCCUCGAGUUAAGGUAAUUGACCCACAUACUGAUUACAAGUGAAGCUAAAAUAAAAAAAUUCUUCCGAGGCAUUUUUUCUCGCGUGUAAGGAGCGUCUUCUUACGUCGCUAGUUUGUAGUCUUAUGCUUUACCGUCUGUUCCUCCGUCAGUACAGGAUGUCGUUAUUCGGAUGACUCGCAGUACACAAAUAUCUUACAUUCUAAAGAUCCCCAGCCACUGCCAUGGAAUUUUUUUGUAUGUGCAUGUGUGUGUGCAUGCGCGUGUGAGUGUGUGUGUGUGUGUGUGCUAUGGACCUGGAUACAUGCAAACGUACAUUGUUUCCAAGCGUGUUGAGUGUUUUGGUCAGUCUUAUGGUUCCUGUCGGUGUUGGCCUCGUGUAUUUAUUUUUUGUAAUCAUUCCAUAUCUAGUUGUUAUGUUAGUGCAAGACAAAACAGUUACCCCGGCUGGAGACACUCCCGGCCGCCGCAGUUGUUAGGUCGUCCCAGCAGAAGUGCCCUUGAAAAAUUUUUGGUGUGACCGUUCAUGUGUUUGUGAUGUGUAGAGUACAUACAGAGGGAAACUACGUGUUAUCCACAGGUGCUGUCAGGACGCCGCGCCCGUCUUCCACUGCUGUAAAACAUCUCCACGCAUCCAAAAGCCAAUCCAGAAAGUGUAAAGAAUGCGUGUUAUUAUUUUCCACUCCAUAAUUUAUUUAUUUCUGUAUACAGUAUGUGAUUGUGACAGCAAAGUUCAUAACUGACUUUUUUUUCACAUCCUCUUCAUCCUGCAGUAUACUUCUUGCAUAUUCUCCUUCAGUCUUUGUAAUGUACAUUGACUUUAUUCUGACAACUUACGUCACCAUCACAAACCCAGCCUCCCACGAGGAGAGCAUCAACAAUGCCUUAAAUGACAUCUUUUUAUUUUUGCCUUAGCUAUGUGAAAAGAGGAAGCUGUGCCCCCUCAGUUGUUUCUCAUGAGAUGCCGUGGAACACAAAGGUGCAUUCCUCAUGUUUAUGUCCUUGGGAUUCUUGAGUUCCUUCAUAUACCUUCUGAUUUUCAUAUUUAUUAAUUAUUCACCUAACUGCUUCAUUUUCUUCUCACCCAAAUUGACCACAAAGUUUUCUGCAGCCACUCAAUGACUCUGGGGUCAACAGACACAAAUUUUAUAUAUAUAUUCUUGAAAUUAAUUAUUAAGGGGCUUAUUUGCUCUCCCCAAAUACCUCAUCUCAACUUUCAGUUCUCCCGUGCUGUGCUUCAUUCCAUACAUACGCCCCUGAGGCAUUCAUUGGGUAAAGGUGGGCCUACUGCAUAGCAAAUUCUAACAGCACUGAGUCUGAUUCUGUGGCCUUUAAGCAUUACCCUGAAAUGCAGGACAAACUAGGACAUGUAGGUCACCAGUAUACUUUCCAGGUUACUGUGGGUGUCCAGCCCUAACAAAGAUGUGUGGCUGGCUGCUUUGUGUGCUAUCUGCUCACCCUGUACUCCUCCUGACCUCUGUAGAUUGGUAGUGAGACAACUCAGUAAAGGCGCACACUAUGAGGGUAAAGAUAUUCCCUUCCCCAUACUUAUUUCACCAUUACAAUUCUACUUAAGGUUCCUAUGGCUUGCCUCCCCUGCAGCAGUGUCCUUUUUGCUAUACACUCAGGAAAAUGGUUUACAGUAUUGGAAGACUGAACAGCAUCCUGAACACCUAUUUGUAUUCUUUUUAUAGCAUUCGUAGCGUCGGAUAAUCCACAUCAAAAGUCGCAACGGUGUUUCAGCAGAGCGUGUCGAGCCGCCGCGAGCCGCCCCUCAUGCCGAGCUCCCAGCGAGGGCACCGUCUGUCUGAACCCCAAAUAAUGAAUGUUAAAUCCGUGUAUGUAAUAGGUUGCAGCUGAACCUUGCAAGACUGUAUUCACUCACAUGGGACCAACAAACCCGACUGCUAAAACCUUCCCGCGUCGCCGAGUGCAACGCGCCGCCAGCUGCUCUGCCCUCACAAUUAGGUGUAACUUCUCAGGUGUCAGCCACACUCGUAUUUGUUGUGGAAUUUUGAAGUGAAAAAAAAUAUGGGGUGUAAAAGUGCUUUGAAGGUGUAUUUUAUUGUAAAUGCUUUAGGUCAACACGUACCACAAUUUCUAGUGAGCUGAUAAGUAUGUGCUAUUCCAUUUGAGCAGUUCUUUAUCAUUCAUUGUAUGGUCAGGUAGUGACAAAAUUAUGUUGUAUAAAUGUAGCCUGCACGGGGUUGUCGUCGAGGCAGCCGUACACUUAGCUGAUACAUAUGUUUGGCCAAUGAAGUACAAGAUGUGUUCACCAUCAUUUGCAGCUUUUAUCAAAGGCUGAGAGCAUUGAAGUCAUAUUACAUAUUGUAACUGAAUCAUAAUCUCAUAAUUGUCUUUCAUGAAAAUGUACCACCAGCUUUAAUAAAUGUUUCGGCCACGUACGGGAGGCUUGAGGUGUGAAGAGGAGUCUUAGGAGGAGGAGGAGGAGGAGGAGGCCUGCUGAUGUUGUUGUGAGGACAGUCUGCAGCCUAGUGAGUGACUGAGUGAGUGUGUGUGGGUGAGUGCGUGAGUAAACGAGUGAUUGUGUUCCGCCUUCAACAGUGUCCCACCCACACUCCCAUUAUGGUGUUCCAGUGUUGUGAGGUUCUACUGUGUGUCCAAUGUGAUAAUGCUUACACUUACUACUCCUCUGUGUGCCAUGUUACACCAACAGUGAUGACACAUAACUUAGGUGAUUUUUUUUAUUUUUAUUUAACGUUUGUAAAUAUGGAAGUGGUGUACAAGAGCUUGAACAUUGAUUGAUAUGCAAUGAUCAUUAUGUACCGUUCUGUUCUUCAUGUAGCACUGAUCUGCGUCACUUGCCAAAGUUUAUGAGGGAAUGAAAGCGUACAAAUGAAUUAUUAUUUUUCUCUUAUGCCGAUCUACUACAGUGUCUUGAGGUGAAGCGAGGGGCCGCGCCAUGCCGGAGUCUGUUUAGUUGCAUUCUCUCGGAGUCGUGGUCUCGGCUGGUGGUUGAUGAGAGGUAAUUUUGGACUUGCUUCAGGGAACUUUCUAAUAUUCUUGUUUAAUUACUCUAAUCAGUCCCUGUAGUCUCUCAGGAAAUUGUUUAGUCUGUCGGAUAUAAUUUGGGUGUUGAGUUAGGGUAUCUGGGAUCCCUGGCAAGAGAGUGCAUAACCGUUCCUCAUGGUGAGAAGUAUUGCAUCCUUCCUUUUCAAAUUACAAUGCAUUUGCACUUCCCUUGCUACGUAUUUAUAUUGUCACUCAUUGUCCUGAGAUUAGUUGCAUUUUAAAGGUUUCAGUAGUGAGAAAACAAAAAGAGAAAAUGUUGCCAGCAUUUUGUUUAGUUCAUGAAAGGCUUUUGUUCUUAGUGACAAUUAGUGUGGCUGUAUGUGAUUUUUUGGCUUUCACCAAGAAGCUAAAAUUGUUUGAGAAUGUCAAGACUGUAGUCUGGUGAGUUAUAAAUGUUUUAUAAUGGCGGGAUAUUUGCCUGUGUUCGCCCAAACUGAACUAAAUUGUGUAUAUAUAAGAUGAAUCUUAAUACUUUAUUAGUGUACAGAAUUGGAGAAUAUUCCAAAUAUAA
Eriocheir sinensis (Chinese mitten crab) is the source of this 8684-nucleotide messenger RNA. RefSeq names its product probable E3 ubiquitin-protein ligase makorin-1. The record is from RefSeq and is a predicted model, not a curated record. Lineage: Eukaryota; Metazoa; Arthropoda; Malacostraca; Decapoda; Varunidae. Gene Ontology annotation, molecular function: ubiquitin protein ligase activity; metal ion binding. The coding region runs from base 27 to 1535 and encodes 502 amino acids. The transcript has 9 exons. Gene Ontology annotation, biological process: protein polyubiquitination.